Messenger RNA from Hibiscus syriacus, 570 nucleotides. Its product is annotated as zinc-finger homeodomain protein 5-like. NCBI's taxonomy places the organism in Eukaryota, Viridiplantae, Streptophyta, Magnoliopsida, Malvales, Malvaceae. Gene Ontology annotation, biological process: regulation of developmental process; regulation of DNA-templated transcription. Gene Ontology annotation, molecular function: DNA-binding transcription factor activity; transcription cis-regulatory region binding. The transcript has a single exon. Bases 1 to 570 code for a protein of 189 amino acids. Gene Ontology annotation, cellular component: nucleus. The record is from RefSeq and is a predicted model, not a curated record.
AUGGAAGUAGAAACAAGAAGCAACGAUGUGAUCAAACUCGAAACCGCCUCAGAUGUUGAACUCGUGCCAGAUCAGAGUACCGACCGAAUCAGUAGGUACAAAGAAUGCAGGCGCAACCACGCGGCUUCAUUCGGCCGCUACGCCAUCGACGGUUGCAGGGAGUUCAUUUGUUGCAAAGAUGACGUCUUUACGUGCGCUGCAUGCGGCUGCCACCGCAGCUUCCACCGCAAAGACCAUCCCUCUUACGGUUCUGCACCUCCGUUUCUGGCACCCUUGCCUUUAGCAUCCCACAAUGGACUCACCGGUGAGACUUGUUUAUUCAGUGAAGCGGAUCGGAACAUCAACAAGAGAGCGAGAAGAAGCAAGCUAACAGUGGAUCAGAAGAACAAAAUGAUGGGUUUUGCUGAUAAGUUAGGGUGGAGAUCCCAGCUGAGGGAGAAGGAUGCAGAGAUACAACGCUUCUGCGAGGAAGUUGGGAUAACCAAGCGAGUGUUCAUCGUUUGGUUGAACAAUAACCGGCACCGGAGAGAUCAUGCGUCCCAGCACAUGUCAUUUGGCUCAAAUAAAUGA